AUUAAUGUAAAAAAUAAAAAUUUAAUUUAAAAAAAUUGCUUUGAGUCUGAGUAUAUGGUCAAUUUUGAAGAAAGUUCCAUGAGGUGCAGAGAAGAAGGUAUAUUCUUUUGUGUUUGAGUGAAAUGUUCUGUGUAUGUCUGCUAAGUCCAUUUGACUUACAACAUCUAUUAGCUCCAGCAUCUCUCUAUUUAGUUUUGUUGAGAUGACCUGUCCAUUGGUGAGAGUGGAAUACUGAAGUCUCGUACUAUCAGUGUGUAAGGGUCAGUAUGUGAUUUAAGCUGUAGGAGUGUUUCUUUUACAAAAGUCGAUACCAUUAUUUUAGGGGUAUAGAUGUUAAGAAUAAGAUGUAUGACGCUGUGCAUGGUGGCACACACCUUUAAUCCCAAAACUUAGGAGGCAGAAGCAGGAAGAUCUCUGCCUUCGAGGCUAGCCUAGACUUCAGAGGGCAUUCCCAGGACAGCCAGGGUUAUACAGAGAAACUCUUGUCUCAAAAAAAAAGUAUUCUUGGUGGAUUUUUUUUUCUUUGAUGAGUAUGUAGUGUGCUUCCCUAUUUCUUGUGAUUAGUUUUGGUUUGAAGUCUAUUUUGUUACAUAUUAAAUAAAAUGAAUACACCAGCUUGCUUCUUAAGUCCAUUUGCUUGGAAUAUAAUUUUCCAACUCUUUACCCUGAGGUAAUAUCUAUCCUUGAUAUUGAGGUGUGUUUCUUUUUCUUGGGUGCAGCAGCAGAAUGGAUUCUGUGUUCACUUCCAUUCUGUUACUCUGCAUCUUUUUAUUGGGAAAUGUUGAACACUAUCAGUGACCAAUGAUUGUUGAUGCCUGUUAUUUUCUUGGUGUUGGUAGUGUUGAGGGUGUGUGUGUGUGUUCUCCUUCUUUUGAUUUUGCUGGUUUUAGAUUAUUUAUUUCCUGUUUUUUCAUGGUCUUAGGUUGACAUUUUUCUUCUAGCACCUUCUAUAGAACUGGAUUUGUAGAUACAUAUUGUUUAAAUUUAACUUUAUCAUGAAAUAUCUUAUUUCUCCAUCUAUGGUGAUUGAAAGUUUUGCUGGGUAUAGUAGCCUGGGAUCACAUUUGUGAUCUUUUAAGAGUCUGGAGCACCUCUGUCCAAGUCCUGGUUUUUAAAGUCUCCAUUAAAAAGUCAGGUCUAGGGUGCUGGAGAGAUGGCUCAGUGGUUAAAAGCACUGUCUGUUCUUCCAAAGGUCAUGAGUUCAAUUCCCAGCAACCACAUGGUAGCUUUCAACCAUCUAUAAUGUGAACUUUCCUCUUGUGGCAGGUGAAAGUGCAGAUAGAACACUCAUAUACAUAAAAUAAAUAAAUAAGAAAGAAAGAAAGAAAGAAAGAAAGAAAGAAAGAAAGAAAGAAAGAAAGAAAGAAAGAAAGAAAGAGAAAAGUCCGGUCUAAUUCUGAUAGGUCUGCCUUUAUGUGUAACUUGGUCUUUUUCCCUUAUGGCUUUUCAUAUUUUUUCUUUGUUUGAUUUGUGUGUUUAGUGUUUUGAUUAUUAUGUAGCAUGGGGACUUUUUUUUUCUGGUCCAAUCUAUUUGGUGUUUUUUAUGCUUCUUGUACCUUGAUAAGCAUCUUCUUUAGGUUAAGAAAAAAAAUUUUUUUCCGUUAUUUGUUGAAAACUUUCUCUGGUCCUUUGAGCUGAGUUUCUUUUCCUUCCUCUAUACUUGUUUUUUCUUAGGUUUGGUCUUUUCAUAGUGUCACAGAUUUUUUGUUUUGUGACAGAAGUCUUCUAGAGUUAACUCUUUUUUUUUUACUGAUAUAUCCAUUUCUUCUGUCAUAUCUUCAAUGCCUGAGUAUCUGUCUUCCUUUUUUGUAUUCUAUUGGUGAAGGUCGUCUCUGUAAUUCUUGUUCGAUUUCCUAAAUUUUUUUCUCUCCAGAAUUCAGUUCGUUUGGGUUUUCAGGUUGAUCCUAUUUCCAAUUUCUAAUCUUGAACAGUUUUUUUUCAUUUCCUCCACUAUUUAUGUUUUGCUGGAUUUCUUUAAGGGAUUUAUUUAUUUCCCUUUGAAGGACCUCUAUUACACUUAUUAAGGCUGUUUUAAAGGUUUUGUGUUUGGGUGUGUGUGUGUUUCAGCUAUGUUGGAAUAUUCAGAGCCUGCUGUGGUAGGAUAGUGGGGCUCCGUGGAAACAUAUUGCCCUGGUUGUUACUGAUUGUGUUCUUAUGCUGACAUGUAGGCAUCUGGGUUUGGGAUGAUUAUAGGUCUAAGUGUUGGUAUCUGGAUUUGUCUUUGUUGGUUGGGUGUUUUGUUCCUUGGUUUCUGUUUGUUUGUUUGUUUUUGUUUUUUUCUGGAUUUUCAGAGAAUGUGAUGGCUGUGUGUUUGCCUGUUUUCCUGGCCUGCUCAGCUGGUACUAACUGAACGCUUGGAUGCCCUUCUUCUGGAAAAAGCAGAGACUGAACAACAGUGUCUAUGUCUGAAAAAGGAAAAUAUUAAAGUGAAGCAAGACGUUGAGGAUUCUGUAACUAAACUGGAAGAUAUGAACAAAGAGUUUGAACAAUCACAUAGAAACUAUGUAAAAGAAAUUGAAAGCUUUAAAAAUGAAUUGAUUGCAGUGCACUCAGAGCAUAGUAAAGAAAAAGCCAUCUUGCAAAAAGAACUGGAAGAUGCAGUAAAUAAGCAGUUCGAGCUGUUAGAACAGCUUAAAUCUCAGAGUGAUGCUGAAGACACUGUUAAAAAACUACAAGAAGAGAUUCAGAACAUUACGGCAGUAUUUGAGGAACAAAUUUUAUGUCUAAAAAAGCAGUUAGAAGCUACCAACAAUGAAAAAAAUCAAGAGAUUAUUCAUCUCCAAAAAGUCAUUGAGGACAACACUGAACACUACCAAAAAGAUAUUAAUACUUUUCAAGAAGAGAUUUUGCAGCUGAGAGCUACACACAAAGAUGAAGUUAAUGAGCUGAUGUCUCAAAUGGAAACAUCAGCUAAAGAACAUGAGGCAGAAAUAAACAAGCUAAAAGAGAAUAGGUUGCUACAGUGUGGGGCAAAUGAGAACAUUCAGGGGAAAUACCAAUGUGAAUCAGAAAACUUAAGUGAAGGCAUCUCAGAUACAAACCAGGAGAGUCUAAAUUGCUCUGUGCCCUUACCGGAAGAUCCUGUUGCAGAACAAACAGUGUAUGAUAAAGUCAGGCAGUUGGAGGAUUCCUUAAAAGAACUGGAAUCUCAACACAGUAUCUUAAAAGAUGAGGUGACUUACAUGAAUAAUCUCAAGUUAAAACUUGAGAUGGAUGCACAACAUAUAAAGGACGAGUUUUUCCAUGAGCGAGAAGACUUGGAGUUUAAAAUUAAUGAACUGUUACUAGCUAAAGAAGAACAGGGCUAUGUAGUAGAAAAAUUAAAAUAUGAGCGAGAAGAUUUAAAUAGACAGCUUUGCUGUACUGUGGAACAACACAACAAAGAAAUACAGCAUCUUCAGGAACACCAUCAGAAAGAAAUCUCUGAACUAAGUGAGACAUUUAUGUCAGGUUCAGAAAAAGAAAAGUUAGCAUUAAUGUUUGAAAUACAGGGUCUUAAAGAACAGUGUGAAAGUCUACAACAUGAAAAGCAAGAAGCGGUCCUAAAUUAUGAGAGUUUACGAGAGAUGAUGGAAAUUUUACAAACAGAACUCGGAGAAUCCGCUGGAAAAAUAAGUCAAGAGUUUGAAACAAUGAAGCAACAACAAGCAUCUGACGUUCAUGAGCUUCAACAGAAGCUGAGAACUGCUUUUAAUGAAAAAGAUGCUCUUCUUGAAACUGUGAAUCGCCUCCAAGGAGAAAAUGAAAAGUUACUGUCUCAACAAGAAUUAGUACCAGAACUUGAAAGUACCCUAAAGAACCUUCAGGCAGACAAUAGCAUGUACUUAGCCAAUCUUGGUCAAAAAGAUAUCAUGUUACAAGAAUUAGAAGCAAAGAUAAGUUCUCUUGCUGAAGAAAAAGAUGAUUUUAUAAAUAAAAUAAAAACUUCCCAUGAAGAGAUAGAUCAUCUCCAUCAGAAAUGGGAAAGGGAACAGAGAUUGACUGUAGAACUCAGGGAUGCAGCAGAGCAAACUGCCCAGCACAACAGUGAACUGAGAAAAAGAGUAACUGAAUUAACAGGGAAACUAGAUGAAAUAUUAAGAGAAAAGAGUCAAAAUGAUCAAAACAUUAUGGUUCAAAUGAAAACGAUGACUGAAGACCAAGAAGAAUUGUCAUCUAAAAUCAAGUCUCUUUAUGAGGAAAAUAAUAGACUACACUCCGAAAAGGUCCAACUGAGUAGGGAUUUGGAAGCUCUUCAAUCUCAAAAAGAUUUUGCCCUAAAAGAACAUGUUACUGAUUUGGAAAAGAAACUCCAGUUAAUAGUUGAAGAGCGAGAUGAUUUAAAUAAACUGCUUGAAAAUGAGCAAGUUCAGAAGUCAUUUGUCAAAACUCAGUUGUGUGAGUAUCUUAAACAAGUGAGGCCAAGCAUUUUAGAAGAAAAUGAAGAGGAUAUUGUAAAAGUUGUACAAGCUGUAGGUGAAUUUUUAGCAAAAAUAAAGGAAGAAAAACGAGACUUGGUAUUUGAAUGUGAUGAGAGAGUAUUAGAAUUAGAAAAAAAGAUUAAGUGCCUUCAAGAGGAGAUGGUAGUUCAGUGUGAAGAACUCAGGGCUUCACAGAGAAACUCUGAGCAAGAGAAAAUUCUCCUAAAGAAAGAAUUAGAAGAAGCCAUAUCAACAAAAGAGGCCCUGAAACUUGAUGUUCUAGAAAUGAAGAAUGCUAAUGAAAAAAAAAGCCUUGAAAAUCAGACUCUUUCAACUCAGGUUGAAGAAGUAUCUCAGACAUUAAACAGCAAAAAUGAAAUCCAUGAUAAAAAUGUUGUUGUAAUGGACCAUGACAAAUUAAGGCUAUUGCUUGAAGAAAGAGAAUCUGAACUACAAGAUGUGAGAGCAGAACUGAUACUGUUAAAGGAUUCCUUAGAGAAAUCGCCUUCUGUAAAAAAUGAUCAACUCUCAUUGGUAAAAGAGCUGGAAGAAAAAAUAGAAAGUCUGGAAAAAGAAUCCAAAGACAAGGAUGAGAAAAUAAGUAAGAUAAAACUAGUUGCUGUGAAAGCGAAGAAAGAACUAGAUUCUAAUAGGAAAGAGGCCCAGACACUAAGGGAAGAACUUGAAUCUGUACGAUCAGAAAAGGACCGUUUGUCUGCUUCUAUGAGGGAGUUCAUCCAAGGAGCAGAAAACUAUAAGAAUCUUUUGUUAGAAUAUGAUAAGCAGUCAGAACAGCUGGAUGUGGAAAAAGAACGUGCUAAUAAUUUUGAACAUCAUAUAGAAGACCUUACCAAACAAUUAAGAAAUUCAGCUUGCCAGUGUGAGAAACUAAAUUCAGACAAUGAGGAUCUCCUGGCUCGUAUUGAGACACUGCAGUCUAAUGCCAGGUUAUUAGAAGCACAGAUCUUAGAAGUUCAGAGAGCCAAAGGAGUAGUAGAAAAAGAACUAGAAGCUGAAAAACUUCAGAAAGAGCAGAAAAUAAAGGAACAUGUCAGUACUGUAAAUGAGCUCGAAGAACUCCAGCACCAGUUUCAAAAGGAAAAGAAGCAACUUCAGAAAACCAUGCAAGAAUUAGAACUUGUUAAAAAGGAUGCCCAGCAGACCACAUUGAUGAAUAUGGAAAUAGCAGAUUAUGAACGUUUGAUGAAAGAAUUAAAUCAAAAAUUAACAAAUAAAAACAGUAAGAUAGAGGAUUUGGAACAAGAAAUAAAAAUUCAAAAACAGAAACAAGAAACCCUACAAGAAGAAAUGACUUCACUGCAGUCUUCACUUCAGCACAAUGAAGAAAAAAACACCAAAAUCAAACAGCUGCUUGUGAAAACCAAAAAGGAACUGGCAGAUGCAAAGCAAGCAGAAACAGAUCACCUACUACUACAGGCAUCUUUAAAGGGUGAGCUGGAAGCAAGCCAGCAGCAAGUAGAAGUCUAUAAAAUUCAGCUGGCUGAGAUAACUUCUGAGAAACACAAAAUCCAUGAGCAUCUGAAGACUUCUGCAGAACAGCACCAGCGCACACUGAGUGCAUACCAGCAAAGGGUGGCGGCACUGCAGGAAGAGAGCCGCACUGCCAAGGCAGAGCAAGCUGCUGUCACCUCUGAAUUUGAGAGCUACAAAGUCCGAGUUCAUAAUGUUCUAAAACAACAGAAAAAUAAAUCUGUGUCUCAGGCUGAAAAUGAAGGAGCUAAACAAGAAAGGGAACACCUGGAAAUGCUGAUUGACCAACUGAAAAUCAAGUUACAGGACAGCCAAAAUAGCUUACAAAUCAGUGUGUCAGAGUUCCAGGCACUACAGUCUGAGCAUGAUACUCUGCUGGAGAGGCACAACCGGAUGCUGCAGGAAACCGUGACCAAAGAGGCAGAACUUCGGGAAAAGUUGUGUUCAGUUCAAUCUGAGAACACCUUGAUGAAGUCUGAACAUGCCCAGACAGUGUGUCAGCUAACAUCCCAGAAUGAAGUACUCCGGAACAGCUUCCGAGACCAGGUUCGACAUUUGCAGGAUGAGCACAGAAAGACAGUGGAGACUCUGCAGCACCAGCUCUCUAAGGUGGAAGCUCAGCUCUUCCAGCUCAAGAGUGAGCCAUCCACAAGAAGCCCUGCUUCUUCCCACCAACUUUUGAAAAACCCCCGAGAAAGAAGACACACAGACCUCCCCCUUCUGGACAUGCACUCGGUGGCCCGAGAGGAGGGAGAAGGGAUGGAGACAACUGACAGCGAGUCUGUGUCUUCGCCUGGCACACAUGUUCAGUCUUUAGAGCAGCUCCUUAGUUCUUCUGACACCAAGCCUGAACAGCAUCUUACAGAACCCACUUUAUGGCAUACUGAAUUUACCAAAGAAGAAUUGGCUGAGAAGCUCAGUUCCACCGCUAAGAGUGCAGAUCACUUAAAUGGCCUGCUUCGGGAGACAGAGGCCACCAAUGCCAUUCUCAUGGAGCAAAUUAAGCUUCUCAAAAGUGAGAUAAGAAGACUGGAAAGAAACCAAGAGCGUGAGAAGUCUGUGGCCAACCUGGAGUACUUAAAGAAUGUCUUGCUGCGGUUCAUUUUCCUGAAGCCUGGUAGCGAAAGAGAGAGGCUUCUUCCUGUGAUUGACACAAUGCUGCAGCUCAGCCCUGAAGAGAAGGGAAAGCUUGCCACAGUUGCUCAAGGUGAAGAAGAAGGUGCUUCCCGUUCCUCUGGAUGGGCAUCCUAUCUGCAUAGUUGGUCUGGACUUCGAUAGAUUGAUAGAAAGAACAGAAUUGACUCAACAGAAUUCAUUUGGGGGAAAAAAUGGUUAUUAUUAUUUGAUCAGGAAGUGUGCAUAUCUGUUCACGUCCUCUGGUGAUUGUAUAUAUGGUAGCAGAUGUGUUUAGAAUCUCAACUUGUAGUAAAAGGACAACAGCUUGAAGCAAUGGUACCAAUUGUCCACAGCCCUCUAACUCAGCACCACAGUCUCUGUGCUCUCCCAUGCACAGAGGAAACAGUUCAUUCCCGCACUCUACAACCCCAGGAGUCACUCAUUACUGAGUAGUACUAUGAAUUUUGAAACUGAACUAAGUUUUGGUACCAUACCAACUGGGGAAUUUAAGCUUUCAAAAUAACGUUUCAAGAUUAAGGAAAUGCUUUAUUGGUAAGGUUUACAUAAUAUUAAGGGAUUAUGAAGUAAAUAUGCUAUGGUUAAUUAUGAGACUAAGUUAAAUUGCAAUUUAGUUAGUUGCUUUAAAAUGCCCCCCUCCCCUCGUUUGUUAUUUUCAAAAUUCACUCUGGUACUGGUGAUGUGAUGCUGACUGAAUAGGUGGAUGCCCCCCCCCCCCACAGCUGUGUUUCCAUGUGUCUCCAGGCUCUCAGUGUACUGCCACUGCUCAUAAGCCAUGAGUCUCUUUUGAGAAUUCCCUGACUCUCAGAACAGUGACUGUCUUACCUAACAUUAAGUCCACACGUGAGCCUGCUGCUUCCAGUGUUGUUCAGGUAGUCUGGUUCCUAACCCUGACCCCCAGAGGGCCCUGGCUCACUCUUGGUGAGUAAGCCUGGCUGGGGCUGGGGGAGAGGGAUUACUUGCCUUUAUAUCUCUGGAAAUACUCUUUUGGCUAGAUUAAAAUUGUGCUCUUAAGUCAAAUUUGGGAAUUAUAUGUUAAUAUGUAAUUUGUUAAUAAAUAACCACAUAGUGAUGUCUGGAAUUGUUAAGCUUAUGGUUUAUUCUCCAGUUUUCAGUCUCAGCUGGAAACCUGACUCUCUAUUUCAGUCACUAUGAAUAUUGGCUUCCAACCUGGUUUGACUGACAUUUGCUGCUGACACGUUGAGUUUGUUCUCUUAAAGCUCUCCAUCUCACAGUGCUCGCUCCACCUGUUAGAACAGACCUAACUAAGUGAGUGUGCUGGUUAAAGUGCAUCGAUUCCAGAGCUGACUCCAGAAAUUGAGUGUUUAACUUCAUAAGCUGUGAAUGAGUAUGCCCAGUGGCAUCCAAUGUAAUUUUAGUAAUAUUUAAAUAAACUCCAUGAUUUCUUUGCACCUACUAUGCCUUUUGAAAUCUGUAUAAACCUGUUUUGAAAUCUAGUCUGUUCAUAUGAUUAUAUAAAAAUACCUUUGCAUGGUAAAAAUUACUUUGAUUACAAAAGACAUAUAUGCUUUUUGUGACCAGCAAUAAGGAACUAUAACAAAUGAUAUUUCUAUUAAAUGCAUUUAACUGUA
Molecule: messenger RNA, 8617 nt
Organism: Psammomys obesus (fat sand rat)
Lineage: Eukaryota; Metazoa; Chordata; Mammalia; Rodentia; Muridae
Gene: Gcc2
Product: GRIP and coiled-coil domain containing 2
Exons: 20
Coding region: 2469-7169 (1566 amino acids)
Biological process (GO): late endosome to Golgi transport
Cellular component (GO): Golgi apparatus
Source: RefSeq, a predicted model, not a curated record